Messenger RNA from Lindgomyces ingoldianus, 1233 nucleotides. RefSeq lists its product as uncharacterized. NCBI's taxonomy places the organism in Eukaryota, Fungi, Ascomycota, Dothideomycetes, Pleosporales, Lindgomycetaceae. The record is from RefSeq and is a predicted model, not a curated record. The transcript is spliced from 11 exons. Bases 1 to 1233 code for a protein of 410 amino acids.
AUGCUGCUCGAGCGACACAACACCGCAGCAUCGCCGGCCAGAGUUUCUUCAAGGACGCAGGUACCCGCUAAGAUCCUUCACACCACGUUUCAACGUCCUCGCGACUUUGGUCCUUCUGUAAAUGCAGGCUCCUUCAAACGACUCCAAAGGGCGACCUUUUCGCUAAUUUCCUCCCCGACACAGUGGUCAUUCGUGCUGUGCACCUGCAAUAAUGCGGGUCAAUGUCUCAUGGCCAUUUGUUCUAACUUCCUUCGCGUUGACUCGCCCAAACCGUGGUUCUGCGUGAGGCGAGUGUCUCAAACCAACAAUCAUCAACUCCAGUCUUUGCACCUCUUCUUUGUCAUGCACGUUCUGGCCAAACGAGUCUUUAAGUUGAGUUCUUCUUGCAUCUUCGUCGCGCAACUGCUUCUUCAAGCAGUCACGCUGACGUCGGGAGUUCCAAUUUCGUAUCUUCUAAGCCACCGACAUCCUUCAAUCAAAGCUCUUUAUUCCUCCUGUAUUCCUGGCUUUACGUGUCCAUCUUCAAUUUACCGCUCCCUCCCGCAUGAUUUUUUGGGGUAUAUGAUCCACGGUGGCAUGGAAGAUAUUCCCACUCCAUGCCGUAUUCUUAACAUGAAUGUUGAAAACGACCUUCAAAUGGGGUUCAAGCUGAUCAACGGCGGGUUUUUCGCCCGAUCUCACAACAACCACACUUCUUCGUUGGUUUCAAAGAUUUCACAAUCACUAGACCAUUUGGUUUCGUCCGAGGAUGAAGGACCGCUUAACCACCUGCCUGCAGGCACAGCAUCACCUUUCAGCCACAGCAACCCCUAUCAGCCACAACAUCCCCUCCUAACACAUUGCACUACAAUCCAAGUCCUUAGAGACCACUCAAUCGCCUUCCUCUCGUGCUAUUCUCAACUAUUCUAUUACCCCCAAAAAUGCACGGGCUCUCUCAAGGUUGCUCUUCUAGUCGCCUCUGUUCUUCCUCCAGUCCCACCCGCCAUCGAUAUUCCCGAAGCAAGGCGUUCUUGUAGUGUCGCUGGACUAGAUAAGUAUGCGACCUUCUUUGACAUUCGAAUGAACUACGAUAAGAUCACUCACCUCUUCGAACUCUUCUUCGGACUCCGCUUGAGAGUACGUUGUCCUUCGACCAUCUUGAGUUUUGUCGACUUGAAACUUAGUUGUCAAAGGCCGUUGUUUUGGUUAUUGGGAAAUUGGUCCAUGUAUAUCUCACUAAUUCGAUACACAUGA